AUGUACUUCCUUUUCCACGACGUCGUAAUACAGUCGAAUUCUGUCUUUCUCUGCAUCGAUUCCUCAAUCACUGCUAUUUACUAUUCAGUGUCAACAAUCAGCUGCCUCAUAAUAAUCGACGCAAUGCACAACAACAGCAUUUCGAUCCCGGUUUCUGAGUCCGAUUCCGACGACCCCUCGGGUCGUACGCGGGUUCGGGUUCGCCGGAAGCGCAAGAAACAAGGUCCUCGUGGUAAGACCGACUUGACACGUUGGGUCAUAACUAAACUCCUAAAAUGGUGGCCAGUCCUGCUCUUCUUCCUUGCCGCUGCACUCCUCACUUACGAGGCCUCCAAAAUCGCUGGAGGGAAGCCGCCGAGUUCACGAGUCAAGAAGUCGGAGGUGGCGACUCGGAAUGGUGAUAAGCCGCAGGGGAAUUUGAACCGGCUCGAUCCCACUACCCGUGUUGUUGGGGGUGUUAGAGAACGCUGUUUGAAGCUCCUUCCUCCUGAAGAACUUGAGCAUUUAGAUAUUCCUAUGGACAAAGAAUCUGGUAUUCCUAUCAAGAAAGUGCUGUACAUGACAGAGACUGAAAAACCCGUUGUAGAAGGGAACUAUAACCUAUCUAGACAGCAUUUUGUUGGUACAAGGUUUAAUUCGUUCACAGGAAACCAAACGCUUGAACAAAGAGAGCAAAGUUUUAAGGCGACUGAAACUGCUGGAAUCCACUGUGGUUUCUACAGUGACAAGGGAGGAUUUAGGAUUUCUGAUGAAGACAAAAGCUACAUGCAGACUUGCAAAGUUGUGGUUUCUACAUGUGCAUUUGGUGGUGGAGAUGAUCUUUAUCAACCUAUAGGAAUGUCAGAGACAUCACUUCAGAAGGUUUGCUAUGUGGCAUUUUGGGAUGACAUUACCCUUGCCGCUCAGGAAGAACAGGGACAUAAAGUUGGUGAAAACCAUUUUAUAGGGAAGUGGCGCAUUGUAAUUGUCAAAGAUCUACCUUUUACAGAUCAACGAUUGAAUGGUAAAAUCCCUAAGAUGCUGGCCCAUCGUCUUUUUGUUAAUGCUAGAUAUUCCAUCUGGGUUGAUUCAAAGUCCCAAUUUAGAAGGGACCCUUUGGGUGUGUUGGAAGCCUUACUUUGGCGUUCGAAUUCAGAACUUGCAAUUUCAGAACAUGGAGCCCGCAGUAGUGUGUACGAUGAGGCAAGGGCUGUUGUUAAGAAAAACAAGGCAACCCCAGAGGAAGUCGAGAUCCAAAUAAAACAGUAUCACACGGAUGGCCUCCCAGAGGACAAAAGAUUUAACAGAAAGAAAGCUUUAGCUGAGGCUUCUAUAAUCGUGAGGAAGCAUACGCCAACUACCAAUUUGUUCAUGUGCCUUUGGUUUAAUGAGGUGGUUCGUUUUACUUCUCGUGAUCAACUGAGUUUUCCUUUUGUUCUCUGGCGGCUCAAAGGAUUAAGAAACAUCAACUUGUUCCCCGUCUGCACUCGAAAAGACAUUGUGAAUAGCAUGGGUCACAUACGUAAGGCUAAGCCUCUAGGUAACAGGGCUAUCAUCUUCUCUGGCCAGUUCUUAUCUUUUCACAAUUAUAGUUCAUUGCGUCCAGUGGUGAAAGCUUACCUUAUUAUUAGAGAAAGGCUUGGUCUAUCAGAUGUGAACACGCUGUGCUUUACGGGGAAGGAUUGA
Messenger RNA from Fraxinus pennsylvanica, 1665 nucleotides. Lineage: Eukaryota; Viridiplantae; Streptophyta; Magnoliopsida; Lamiales; Oleaceae. The record is from the annotation of a GenBank genome assembly.